Messenger RNA from Priapulus caudatus, 1818 nucleotides. RefSeq lists its product as uncharacterized. Bases 1 to 1818 code for a protein of 605 amino acids. The record is from RefSeq and is a predicted model, not a curated record. The transcript has a single exon. Gene Ontology annotation, molecular function: zinc ion binding; nucleic acid binding. Lineage: Eukaryota; Metazoa; Priapulida; Priapulimorpha; Priapulimorphida; Priapulidae.
AUGGAAGUUCAAGGAGAUUUCCCACCUUUCCAUAUCUUUGCAAACUUCGUGGAGGAAGAGGCCGAGAUCGCUUGCUACCCCGUCACAUCGCGACAGGGCUUGAAGGAUGGAAUGUCAGAGAGGAUGAAAUCAUUCCCAGAGGUACGGUCCUUCCCGACGGCAUCGAAGCCAUCGUACGGAGAUAUGAGAGGAGCAGAGAGAAGGCAAGAAUCAAGUUGCCUGGUUUGCAAGAGUCAACACUCUCUUGACAAGUGUAAGACCUUCUGCCAACAAGACAUAGAUGCACGAAAGAAAUUUAUCAGGCUGAAAGGACUGUGUUACGGGUGUUUGAGGGGAGGCCAUAUGACUAGGAAUUGCAGACAAAUGAGUACUUGUGCUGUCUGCAAUGAGAGACAUCCUACACCCCUUCAUGGUGAUACUUGGAGGUCAUCGAGUUAUGGAAAGGCUGAUGAGAGGACUCGAGACAAUGCGGGUUUGCCUAGUGGGAUGCCGGGGCAUCAUUCCCGCUCUAUGAUGAAUAAAACUGGGAUCAACUCCAAGAGUGCGAUGAUUGUGCCAGUGUGGUUAUCUCACCAAAGCCUUCCAGAGGAGAAGAUGACAUAUGCUCUCCUUGACACGCAAUCCGAUACUUCCUUUCUUCUGGAUUCGACAAAGGAAGCCAUGGGACUUCAAGGGAUUGAUGUCAAUCUUCGUCUCUCGACGAUGUCGAGUCAGGAUGAGAGAAUUACGAGUGAGCGUAUCGAGGGUCUUUCGGUGCGUGCUCACAACAGCGCCAGGAAGAUUGAUCUCCCACCUACAUAUACUCGAGACAUCAUGCCUGCCAACAGACAUCACAUACCAACAUCGGAGAUGGCUAAAGGUAGUCCACACCUUGCUGCGAUAAAUCACAAUCUUCUACCUCUUCAAGAUUGUGACAUUGGCCUACUCAUCGGGUAUGAUUGUGCAAGAGCGUUGGCACCCCGAGAUGUCAUCCCAUCCUCCCAGGAUGAAGGACCUUAUGGCAUACUAACAGACCUGGGGUGGAGUAUUGUUGGACCAGUGCAGGGAGACUAUGAGAAGAGUGAAUACGAUCCCAUCGGUCAUAGUCAUCGUAUCCUCACUUGCGAGAUUCCAGCUGACUUGAAGGGAGUAAAUGCACAGUCCAAGUACAGAGUUGCAUUUACCCAAGCAAUCUCUUUGAAGGAGGAAAUCACACCAUCAAGAGUGGCCAAGCUGAUGGAGGUGGAUUUCUCGGAUGUAAGAUGUGAAAGGGCUCCAUUUUCACAAAAUGACACGAAAUUCAUGGACAUCAUGAGAGAAAAGAUCCAUACCACAGAUGAUGGGCAUUAUGAGAUGCCAUUGCCCUUCAAGAAAGAGAAACCAGACUUACCCAAUAACAAAUUGGUGGCAAAAACGAGAAUGGAGCACCUGAAAAAGAAAUUUCAACAGAAUCCGGACUACCACGGGAAGUACGCUGCUGUCAUGAAUACUCUAAUCGAGAAAGGAUAUGCAGAGCCUAUUCCAGAUCACGAAGUAAUUGAUACCCCUGCAUGGUACAUCCCUCAUCAUGGCGUGCAGCAGCCUCAGAAGCUGAGAGUAGUAUUUGACUGUAGUGCAAAAUGCAAGCGAGAAUCAUUGAACUCUCAUCUCUUGACGGGACCUGAUCUCACCAACAAGCUAGUUGGAGUUCUCUGCCGUUUCAGAAUGGAGAAUGUUGCAUUCAUCUGCGAUUUCACCAAUUCCACCAAUUCAGAGUCAACAAAGAGGACAGAAAUUACUUACGAUUUCUAUGGUGGAAGGAUGGAAACUUCAAUGAAGAGCCCAAUGACUAUCGGAUGA